UUUUUUUUUAAAAAAUUUUAAACAAAAAUUUUUUUUUUUGAGGAAAACGAAAAAAAUAAAGUUGGUACUGCACUUGCCUACUAGUAGGCGCUUCUUUCGCCUACACACCUUUAUUUACUUUUUAUUUUUAUGUUUUUUACUUAUCCCCAAUUCCCAAUUUUACAGAAAGAAAACAUUGAAGAACCCUAACUUCUUACUGACUUCCUCUACCCUCACUCUCAUUCAAGGACCGGCGCUGCUCUCAAAUCGAUGUUGGCCGCUCUCCGACGACGGCCGACCGGUGUUCGCCUGCUUGCCUUUAGCCUUCUCAGAGUUCUCUCUCUUCGACGAAGCAAAACUCCAGUCUUCAGUUCUAUUGUUGAGACGGUGGCGAAAUUACGAAUGUCCGGCCUUUCUAUUAGCUGUAUUGGGGAGCGGGAGGGGAAGGAAUUGGAUGUCCGAUCACCAUUGGGGAGCAAGAUGGGAGCAAUUGGAUGUUCGGCCUUGGGUUGGGGAAGGGAAGGGGAGGAAGUGGAUAUUCGAAGGUGUAUUUCUGCCACCAGACCAUCAACGUUAAAAUGAGAUGUGAUGUAUCUGAAGAGAGAUGUAGUGAAGUGGAAAGCCUGGUGUUUGAUCUAUUUGCAAAUCUUGGUGCUACAGCAGAGGAACAGUUGGAUUUUCCUGUUCUUUAUGCUUCUGUAAAAGAAGGAUGGGCAUCAUUAGAGUACACCAAGAGCCCCGCUGAAGAAGCUAAGAAUAUGUUGGAUUUGCUUCAUAUCAAUAGUCAGACAUGUUACUCCACCAGCAGCGAAUCUUGAUGCUCCUUUCCAGAUGUUUUGUAUUUGAAUAUGCAUUACUAGAAACUUUCUUGGAUUGUGAUUUGGGGUGGCCUGCAAAUUUAGUCUUCUUUACUGAUGAGGUAAUACAUUGAUUACACGUAAUGAUCUAAGAUAUUUGUAACAUAAUUAAAUUAAUAUUUAUCUUUUCUUGAAUGUUAUGACUUUGUCAAAAAAGGCGGAGAAUGAGUUGGUGCAAACCAAAGAGAAAGCUAAUAGUUGCGGACCGAAUGUGCAUAUUAUGUAAUGAGAUGUAUAUGUAUGAGAUAGUACCUUUCAUAGCAAUUGCAAGGGAAAUUUGAAAGAGGUUAAUGAUUAAUUUACCUCUUCUUUGCAAGCUAAAAUGCUUUAUACGAGUUUUAGUUGAUGUUUUAUUUUUAUAAAGUAUUAUAGACAUGUAUUUUUUUUUAAUAUUUGCAAGAGUAUUUGGCAACACUUGUAUCCUACAACGAUAUAGAAAUAGAUGAGAUUUGAGAACAA
Messenger RNA from Chenopodium quinoa (quinoa), 1295 nucleotides. RefSeq lists its product as uncharacterized. Bases 474 to 797 code for a protein of 107 amino acids. The transcript has 5 exons. The record is from RefSeq and is a predicted model, not a curated record. Lineage: Eukaryota; Viridiplantae; Streptophyta; Magnoliopsida; Caryophyllales; Amaranthaceae.